Messenger RNA from Cephus cinctus (wheat stem sawfly), 17407 nucleotides. It is a transcript of the gene rg, whose product is annotated as neurobeachin. The record is from RefSeq and is a predicted model, not a curated record. Gene Ontology annotation, cellular component: membrane; cytosol. Bases 2517 to 12632 code for a protein of 3371 amino acids. Gene Ontology annotation, biological process: intracellular protein localization. Gene Ontology annotation, molecular function: protein kinase binding. The transcript is spliced from 53 exons. NCBI's taxonomy places the organism in Eukaryota, Metazoa, Arthropoda, Insecta, Hymenoptera, Cephidae.
UGGCCCGUUGCGAGCCGCUGAUGUUCCGCGACUUCCCCAUCGCGCUGCACCUCGCAAUACGCUCAACGUGCACCAGAUCAAGAGAUCAACGGACCAGUGCCAAGCAGCCGUGUUCAUUAGUGACCUAGACCUACGUCAUCUUCAGCAUCCGACAAAACGGAGUGUUGCGCUUUGGUGGUUUCUGGCUACUUCCUGGGGGCACGUCAUCGUCCGGAGUACCCACUGAGGUGUUCCCUUGGGUCGAUCUACAUGACCUCCGUUCUCAUCAACUUCCCUCCUCCAUAUCCACUAGGCAUCAGCGUCCCGACUGGUCCACCAUCGUCACGCCUAAAGAAUCCCAACCCAUCCUGGUAGUCCUUUUGGGUCACGAGUCGUCUACGACGCUCUGCACAUUUUGGAGAUGACUCGACGCCGAUCUGGAUCUUACACUGGCAACGUGUCGCUCAAGUUAUCCUCGGGCGUCACGCGUCGCACCUGAAGACCUGGUAUACGGUCGUGCCAGUGGGUGGACGCCGCACUCUUGCGGCUACGAGACUUUGAGGAAUCUUAUUGUGCCCAGGAUAGCAACAUCCCGGAAGACAGUUAUCGGCGAUGAUAAAUUAACGUGGAUCCAUUUGCUCCCCAGAGCAAACAGUUAUCCCAAGUGUUUCUAAGCUGCGUCUAUGAACUCAGUGCUUCUUGUCAUCUUUGUCGUCUGGCAAACCGGUAGCGCGCGUUAAAUAGACGUUGACUUCAGCACGUCAUGGAUACGUUCCUGAUACUUGGCAUAUGCUUUCUCUGUUACGAGAUGUGCGACCUGAUCAGACGUUACUCGGCGCCUCAAUCGCCGACGGAUAUACAAAACGUUGGAUCCUCAGCACCACCGUCUCCCAGGGUCUACUCGAUCUCUCGCAAGGUCCAGAACUCCACCGCCUUCUGUUCUCAAUAGACUGUCAUAGGCAGCACCUGCUACUUCUUAAUCCGUUAUUCACGCCUGGCUGAACUUUAACCUCCUACGCCGUCUCGACCUGGAGCUCUCGAACGGAUGUAUCAGUGAUCGAUGUGUUUCCGCUUGGCACCUCGAAUUUCUCUUCUUCCUUCUAUAGUCGCGUUCUUCGACAGACGGUGGAGGAUCUAUCUAUUUUACAGGACUUCAGUAACGUCAACCCCAAGUCACCUGCUGGACCUUCUACAUUGUCUAUGCUCAACUUUCAUCAGACAAAUUAGCCUUGUGAAUCCUUCUUGUGCUUUGACUCCGUUUAUAAACUGUGAUCGUCAUCCGUACCGCUGUUAGUGCUAACUUCUCAUUGUGUUUUUCGUGAAAGGAUCUUAUCGAUGAGCUGAUCAACGAUGAGUUUGACUGAUCUUGUCGGCAGUGCAUCUUGAACGGUGUCAUUUAUUGCGAGGUUACGAAAGUUCUUGGAUCAAGUGCCAGUGCACUUUUGGCUCCGUUAAAACGUACUUUAUUAAUAAGACAAUAAAGGUGUUGUAGCUGUGUAGCAUAUCUGGGAUAUAUUUACUGGCAGACCUUACGAGUUUCUAUGUUCCGACGUAUCGACUGAGCUUACUUGUUCCAAAGUGUAUUAGAAUAUUUAACAGGCUGGAGGAUGCGUUUCCAUUAACCAAAGUGGAUAUGCCCCAAGACGUAUUAGCCAAAUCGAAAUGGUGAUCUUGCUGUAUAUAUUUCACUGUGGACCAGAGCACUAGGAUAUACCGGAUACGUCAUUGCCAAUAUGUGCGUGUUCGCCGGUCAAAACAAACAGUGCCAAAUAUCGUGAUACAGUGCUUCAAUUUCAGCUGAUUCUACAACGGCCGUGUGUGCAUAACUCAAUGUAGCUCAGAACGGUUCCACAUAGAUUGCUCAAGGCGCCACUUGGAAGACUACGAAUAGUAGCGGCAUCCUGAUACGAAAUCAACGUCUACUCGUCUACGAUGUAAUUUCUUAGCUCAUGAAAUCCUGUCGAGUCCAAGAUUCGAUGCUUCUACAAAAGGAUAAUUCGAGUUUCAGUCAGAAGUGAAAAAUCAAAUUAUCCAUUUAACCGGCCUUAAGUACAGUUGUCAGUAAGAUUCGCAUCUUUCAAGACAGGCUCAUUUACAUUGUCUGAUGUUGAUGUUCAAGUAACAUUAGCGGUUCGUGUUGAAUUCGAAGUGCGUCGUUCUGACGGUGUUGCCAACUCUACGGAGUGCUAAUCAAACCACUUGACGCAGGUGUCCGGGUGAUGCGGUCGUGUACCGAGGACGAACAGGUACCUGACUAACCGUCAGAGCAAGAGAGUCCUGGUUUACGUAAAUCAGAUAGAUAGGGGGAAGAUAAGGAAAAAUUGAAAGAAAAGUUAAUCGCAAGAAGUAAAUAGGAAAGUGAAAAAGAGAAUUGUUCAACAUCCCCUCUGACGUCACCUUCCUGGCCAGUGUCUCUCUUUACCGUAGUAAUGCGGCUCGCCGAGAGCAAAUCACCUGGAGGUAUUUCAAAUGCGCGCACAUUGUGACCCUUGUCCGACGAGGUUAAAUAUCGAAAAAGGAUCAACGAAGCCAGAGAGAUGGACUCGCUGGAGCGUCUAAUGAGCGCCGCUCCGCACCAUCCAGCCCUGACAGCAGCUUCGCGAUCCCAGAACGCCUUCGUCCAGGCCAGCCUCUGUUCCGUUAAUGGCCGAAAAGGUCGGCACCUGACCGGGACCUUUUGCCUCACCGGAGACACCAUGGAGGGCAUCAUCCAGUGUCUCGUCUUUCUCAAGGCCUUCUCGCUCGUAGGUGGAGAAUUCGAUAUGGAAUUGAAUUUCGUGAUUCAAGAUGCCCAAAACAUCAGGCAUAUGUUGGAGCUUCUCGACCAUUGUCCACCGAAUCUUCAGGCCGAGAUAUGGAGCGUCUUCAUCGCAAUUUUGCGAAAAAGCGUGCGAAACCUGCAAGCCUGCACCGACGUCAGUCUCAUCGAGCACGUGUUGCAUCGAUUGUCGCGAGCGGAGAUCGUCGUAGCGGAUUUGUUAAUCGAUAUGCUUGGAGUUCUGGCUAGCUACAGCAUCACAGUAAAAGAAUUAAAGCUUCUGUUCGGUGCGAUGAAGGCGGUCAAAGGAAAAUGGCCACGACAUUCGGCGAAAUUGCUUAACGUACUUCGCCAAAUGCCACAACGAAACGGACCCGACGUAUUCUUCAGUUUUCCAGGCAGAAAAGGAUCGGCAAUAGUCUUACCGCCACUGGCCAAAUGGCCUUACGAGAGUGGAUUCACCUUUACGACGUGGUUUAGGCUGGAUCCCAUAAAUUCUGUCAAUAUUGAGAGAGAAAAGCCGUACCUUUAUUGCUUCAAGACCAGCAAAGGCGUUGGCUACUCGGCUCACUUCGUAGGCAAUUGCUUAGUACUCACUUCGAUGAAAGUGAAAGGCAAGGGCUUCCAGCACUGUGUCAAAUAUGAAUUUCAACCACGAAAGUGGUACAUGAUCGCCGUGGUGUAUAUAUACAAUAGGUGGACAAAGAGCGAAAUAAAAUGUCUGGUUAACGGUCAGCUUGCGUCUAGUACGGAAAUGGCGUGGUUCGUUUCCACGAACGAUCCAUUUGACAAAUGCUACAUCGGCGCCACACCUGAACUUGACGAGGAACGUGUUUUUUGUGGACAAAUGAGCGCGAUUUACUUGUUCAGCGAAGCACUGACGACACAUCAAAUUUGCGCAAUGCACAGACUGGGUCCUGGAUACAAGAGUCAAUUCCGGUUUGACAACGAGUGUUACCUGAAUCUACCUGACAAUCACAAAAGGGUGAGUGACGAGCAGGAGCACACGAGCAUGGUGGACCAAAGUAUACAGCCUGUACUAUACGACGGAAAGCUGUCCACUGCAAUUGUGUUCAUGUACAACCCUGUAGCAACGGAUUCUCAACUGUGUCUGCAGAGUGCUCCAAAAGGAAACAUCUCAUACUUCGUACACACUCCACAUGCCCUGAUGCUGCAGGAUGUUAAAGCCGUGAUAACACACUCGAUACACAGCACCCUUAAUUCGAUCGGUGGUAUUCAAGUUCUAUUUCCAUUAUUCUCGCAAUUGGAUAUGCCCUACGAUUGCAUAGCAGCUAAUGACAUCAAGCGAGAUCCCACAUUAUGUUCGAAGUUAUUAGGGUUCAUCUGCGACCUCGUCGAGAGUUCACAGACUGUUCAGCAGCACAUGGUCCAGAACAGAGGAUUUCUCGUGAUUAGUUUCAUGCUUCAAAGAGCCAGCAGGGAUCACCUCACUACUGAAGUUCUUGCCUCCUUUCUUGAGCUGACGAAACACCUGGUCACUUGUCUCAGUGCUAACAGUGAUCUUUUGCUGAAACAGUUGUUUUACUUUUCAUUCCUAACAUGGCAGCUGCUGGAUCACGUCCUCUUUAAUCCAGCUUUAUGGAUAUACACACCGGCGCCAGUUCAAACGCGGCUCUAUUCAUAUUUGGCCACAGAAUUUCUCAGUGACACUCAAAUAUACUCAAAUGUCAGAAGAGUGUCUACAGUCUUGCAAACGGUACACACACUCAAAUAUUACUACUGGGUAGCAAAUCCACGAUCAAAAAGUGGAAUCACACCAAAAGGACUAGAUGGACCGCGACCUCAGCAAAAAGAUAUUUUGACAAUACGUUCAUACAUACUGCUGUUUCUUAAGCAGCUUAUUAUGAUCGGUAAUGGCGUCAAGGAUGACGAGUUGCAGAGCAUCCUUAAUUAUUUAACAACGAUGCACGAACACGAUACUCUUCAGGAUGAGAAUUUACACGACGUGCUACAAAUGCUGAUAUCGUUGAUGUCCGAACAUCCGUCGUCGAUGGUGCCUGCUUUUGAUGCUAAACAAGGCGUAAGGACGAUCUUCAAAUUGCUGGCAGCUGAAAGUCAAUUGAUAAGACUUCAAGCUUUGAAGCUUCUUGGCUUCUUCCUUAGUCGCAGCACACACAAAAGGAAAUACGACGUCAUGAGUCCACAUAAUCUUUACACACUGCUCGCCGAGAGAAUACUGCUUAACGAAGAGACCCUGUCCCUACCGACCUACAAUGUUUUAUACGAGAUAAUGACGGAACAUAUUAGCCAACAAAUUCUUUAUACAAGACAUCCAGAACCAGAAUCCCAUUACCGUUUGGAGAAUCCAAUGAUACUCAAGGUAGUCGCCACCCUGAUACGACAAUCAAAACAGACCGAGCAGCUGUUGGAAGUGAAAAAGCUCUUUCUCUCGGAUAUGACACUGCUAUGCAAUAAUAAUCGUGAAAAUAGAAGAACGGUUCUACAAAUGUCCGUCUGGCAGGAAUGGCUAAUAGCGAUGGCGUACAUCCACCCGAAGAACACGGAGGAACAGAAAAUAUCAGAUAUGGUGUACUCGCUCUUUAGAAUGUUACUUCAUCAUGCUAUCAAGCAUGAAUAUGGCGGAUGGCGUGUAUGGGUCGAUACUUUGGCCAUUGUUCACUCCAAGGUGUCCUACGAGGAAUUCAAGCUUCAAUUUGCACAAAUGUACGAGCACUACGAACGUCAGAGAUCUGACAACAUAACCGAUCCUGAGGUGAGGCAGCAAAGACCUAUAAGUACGAUCUCAGGAUGGGAUCAGCAACAUUCCGGAAAUAAUGGCUACAGCAGACCUUCACCGUGGACAAAUCAGCAAACAAAUGAUGUGCAGCACGUAGAGAGGAAUUAUAAGGAGUUUGAUGCAUCUGAAGGAACCGAAAGACUGGAAGAAUCCUGCAGCUGCGACCUCAACUCAAUAGAUAAUACCGAGAGUGAUGGCAGCCCUGCAAUAAUGAAAUCCCGUAGCGAAACUCUGGAGACACAACAAUCCAGCGAAGCUGUUUCCCUGGACUCAAGAUUAAGCGACAAGCCCGAGACUCCAACGACAGCGCGUGAAAAUAAUACAGACACGCCGACCAUACUGGAAGAAGCCAACAGCGAGGCCAUGUCACUGCCUACGACGCACGAGACUAGCGAGGUCAUUUCUAUAGAGAGUUCUAGCGAUUUCUAUAGUGAGGUUCACAAAAUUGAGAGUUCCAGUUCAGACUCUAUGGUCCAGGAUACCGUGAAGAAAGAUGACGAGGAAGAGACUAGCACGCGUGAAGUUCCAUUAGAUGUUGAUUCCUGUUUGACGGAAAAGAGCGACGAGAGCGUCCCGGCGACGCCGCCAAUUGACACCGACGAGAUUGAAGAAAUUGUCAAGAAGGACGAAGAGCAAGUUGAGAAUGAAGUGAGCGACCAGUCGGCGCCGACAGACGUCCAGUCGUCUUCUCCAGAAGCUGAAGAUCCUGAGAAGAUCGAAAACAUUGCUGGUAAAGGUGAAGAAAAGUCUGAAAAUGAUAUGAAAUCAGAGAAUACUCCGACUAAUCUUGAUGAUGACGAUGAUGGUGCUUUUGAUGGCGCUGUCAUUGUCGAUGCUACUGACACGACUACGACUACCACUGAUACCAACGCGACCACUGUGGAUACUACUGACAAGACUUCUAAUACCGAUUCAAACGUAGAAGUGACUAGCUCUAACGAAGCAGAGGAGGAAACGACGGAGAAGAAAGAAAAAGAAGAGGAGACAAAUAAAGAGGAAACAAAGGAAGAGAACAAAGAAGAAGCAACUCCAUCCGACGAUAUAAUAAGAAAUAAAUCAUCGAAUGAGAUCGAAAAGCUUCAACUUGACAACGACAAAGAUGUAAUUGACAGCGACACAUCAGAAGCUUAUUUGACACCCACGGAGAACCACGAGGGCUCGAGCGAGAGCAAGGAAACCGAAACAGAGAAAGAAGUGGAAGUGGAAAAGAUAGCAGAAGAGACAGAAACGAGCGAGAGCAAAGUUGAAAUACCGGAUGAGAAGAUGGCCGACGCUAAGAGCGAAGAAACGGAAGAUACCGCAGCGGAGGAAUGUGUAAAAAGUGUCAAUUGCUCAACUAGCGUAAUAGAAGAAAGCUCGGAUAUCGAUGGCUCGAAGAUGGUAGAGGUAGAGAUAGAGAAGGUCGAUGAACUCGAAUCGGAGGUGGUGGGUAGCGCGACGUUAAACAGCGGCGAAUGUGCUGCGGACUCUUUAGCAGAGGAAAAAAGUGCUGUUAUUAAUGGUAACGAUGAGAAGGUAAAUGAAAAACAUUCAGGGGAGCCGUCCAAUAUUUCUACUAGCGUAAGUGAUAAAUCAGACGUUCCAGUGAGAACGGACAAGGUAGAAAUAGAAGAUAGUGUUUGUAAUAAUAGCGAUGUUCAAAGUUCUGUAGAUAAUGUGACGCAAGUGCCAAAUCCUAAGCAGCAAAUUCCAACAAUAUCUACGGUCUGUGAUGCAACUCAAAGUUUACCCGAUGGUGUGCCUCAAAUCGUUAGUUCUAAUGUGGGUGCAAGAGCCAAUCCGAUAGUGAAUGACUUAGCUCCAGAUCACGCGGAUUCCCGUCGCAGAUCCAGUCUACCGAUUGUAUCAUCGGAAAGCGUCGCAGAAGGCAGUGGUGACGAACCUCCUUCACUGCCGGUUCCCUUACGUAAAACGUCGUCACCCCAGAAACGACCAAGGAGUGCCUCAACCUCCACACAAGUGGAUCCCAAUCAUUUUGAGUCAAAAAGAACGAAGCAAGGUAAUCCUUCCACGAGACCCAUGUUCAGUCCAGGACCUACCAGGCCACCCUUCAGGAUACCAGAAUUCAAAUGGUCUUACAUACAUCAAAGGCUACUUUCCGAUGUUCUAUUUUCCUUGGAAACAGACAUUCAAGUAUGGAGAAGUCAUACUACAAAAUCCGUACUGGACUUUGUGAACAGCAGUGAGAACGCAAUAUUCGUAGUGAACACUGUUCACUUGAUUUCCCAGUUAGCCGACAAUCUCAUAAUAGCCUGUGGUGGACUUCUACCAUUGUUAGCUUCAGCAACUUCGCCAAAUAGUGAACUAGACGUGAUCGAACCUACUCAGGGUAUGCCAAUCGAAGUGGCAGUUUCUUUCUUACAAAGACUAGUCAACAUGGCGGACGUACUUAUAUUCGCAAGCUCUUUAAACUUUGGCGAGCUUGAGGCUGAGAAGAAUAUGUCUAGCGGUGGGAUUUUACGGCAAUGCUUGCGUCUGGUCUGUACAUGUGCCGUUAGAAACUGCUUAGAGUGUAAAGAACGGGGCAGACCCUACAGCAUGUUAGGUCGACAGAUUGGUUCUAGUAAUAAAUCACAGCAUAUACAAUCUCUGAUACGUGGAGCACAAACGUCACCCAAGAAUAUCGUGGACAAUCUGGCAAAUCAAUUAAGUCCAGUUAAGGAUCCUGAAAAGUUGCUGCAGGACAUGGAUGUUAACCGACUUAGAGCUGUUAUAUACAGAGAUGUUGAAGAAACCAAGCAGGCCCAGUUUCUGUCCCUGGCUAUAGUUUACUUCAUCUCUGUACUAAUGGUCUCAAAAUAUCGGGAUAUCCUAGAGCCACCUAUUUCGCAGCGGCCACCAAGUCCUGUUCAAGCAGUUCAAACCAAUGGAUCACACAUAAGAUCUGGGAGCCCAUCAGGAGAUGGGAGUGGUGGUGGAGGAGGGCGGCCUCUGUUCCCACAGUGGUCUCACCACGUGUACCCUCAGUUCCUCCCGGGGUCUCACCCUAACGCCAAUGCCAAUGCCAAUGCCAAUGCCAACUACCACAUCAGCCAGCACCACCACCAGCACCCGCUACCGGCUGCCAGGCACUCUAAUCGCCAGCCUCCCUCCAGCUAUUAUCUCCCGAAUCACCACAGCAACCAUUAUAACCAUCACUCGAAUAAUUAUAACUACCAUCGUCACCAUCAUUAUCAUCAUCACAAUAACAACAACCAUCAUCAUACGCUUCAAAAGCAUAUCGAUCAGCCCCGAAAUCUCUAUCAUAGAAAUUCUGGUGUCGGUCUGCAAGGGAGUGGGGGUAUCAUGAAUCAGCCUGGUUCACAGGACGAUGGGGAAUACGAAGUUAUAAUUGUCGACGAGAAUAAUUCUUCUAUUUUGGCCGAUCAUGAUGUCACAUCAUCCGGUCCCCCUUCGACGAAGGGAGGUCAUAGUGGUGCACCUCGACCACGGACCAUUGUCGAGGGUUACACCUCAUCAGAACCUGCGCUUGGCUCGUCUACGAGGCCUGAACCACUGCCACGAAAUCAACAGAGUAAUGACUCCAGCGAGGAAACAGUGCAUCAGAGCAAUAUCACUGCUGACCCCAGUCCAUCCGAGGUCACCACAGACAACGAGAACAAACUUAACUCGUCCGAGGAAGCUUGGACUGACGUGAAUCUAAACGAAGAUGGCGACGCCGUUCCUGUAACGAAUCCUCGAGAGGAUCCUCGAAAUAUUCACAAUAUCGCUCAUACACAUGGUGAAAUUCCCGAUAACGAAGGAAAUGUUUUGGAUCAAGAGAUUCUUGGUAAUUCAGAACGCGGAGAAAAACCGCCCGCGGAAAUAUCUGUAGUAAGAGUACCGGAAAGGCUAGUCGUAACGGCUGCGUCACCACGACCUGAUGAUCUUCCCAUUAAAGGACUCGUUGAUCAUCUGCCGGUGCCAACACCGUCGCGCGAAGCGUCUCUAACUCAAAAACUGGAAAUGGCGUUGGGUUCUGUGUGUCCCCUGCUUCGAGAAAUUAUGGUGGACUUUGCGCCAUUCUUAUCGAAGACGCUUGUUGGUUCACACGGACAGGAAUUACUCAUGGAAGGUAAAGGUUUGACGACCUUCAAGAACAGCACUUCCGUAGUGGAGCUGGUGAUGCUCCUGUGUUCCCAGGAAUGGCAAAACUCCUUGCAAAAGCAUGCAGGACUGGCAUUUAUUGAAUUGAUCAAUGAAGGAAGAUUGCUGUCGCACGCAAUGAAGGACCACAUAGUGCGAGUGGCGAACGAGGCUGAGUUCAUUCUAAACAGGAUGCGUGCUGAUGAUGUUCUCAAGCAUGCAGACUUCGAGUCACAAUGUGCACAAACGUUGCUCGACCGUCGCGAAGAGGAGCGCAUGUGUGAUCAUCUGAUAACAGCUGCGCGCAGGCGCGACAACGUGAUUGCUAGUAGACUUUUGGAGAAAGUACGAAAUAUAUUGUCAAACAAACAUGGAGCAUGGGGUUACAUGGACCCAAUGGCUGCCAAAUUGGCAGAAUAUUGGAAGCUGGAUGCGUGGGAGGAUGAUGCUCGUAGACGGAAACGUUUCGUGCACAAUCCCCUGGGUUCCAGUCAUCCUGAAGCUACCUUAAAGGCAGCGCUUGAACACGGUGCACCUGAGGAUGCAAUUCUUCAAGCACGUGAAGAAUUCCAUGCUCAUCUGGCCGCUUCUCGGGCACAUCAACAGCAGCUCCAGUCGGCUGAUCUUAUGGAUGACAGCGAGUUACUCUCCGAUGACAGAGAUCUCGACAUUGAUCUUACUGGUCCUGUAAAUAUUAGUACAAAGGGAAAGCUGAUCGCUCCUGGUAUCGUCGCGCCUGGUAUCAUCUCUGUGACGUCAACUGAACUCUACUUCGAGGUCGACGAAGACGACGAGGAAUUCAAGAAGGUCGACGCUGAGGUACUCAAGUAUUGCGAUCAUCUUCACGGGAAGUGGUACUUCUCCGAAGUCCGAGCCAUAUUCUCCAGGCGAUAUUUAUUGCAGAAUGUCGCCAUCGAGAUCUUCCUCGCCAGCAGAACCUCCAUCCUCUUCGCGUUCCCGGACCAGGCGACGGUGAAAAAGGUGAUCAAGGCACUGCCGCGCGUCGGCGUUGGCAUCAAAUACGGGAUUCCCCAGACUAGAAGAGCAUCGAUGAUGUCUCCGCGUCAACUGAUGCGAAGUUCAAACAUGACGCAAAAGUGGCAACGACGUGAAAUCUCGAACUUCGAGUACCUCAUGUUCCUGAAUACAAUAGCCGGACGUACUUACAACGACUUGAAUCAGUAUCCGGUGUUCCCUUGGGUACUUACCAACUACGAGACCAAGGAACUCGAUCUUAGUCUGCCAAGCAAUUACAGAGACCUGUCCAAGCCAAUAGGCGCUCUUAAUCCGAGUCGAAGGGCGUAUUUCGAAGAACGUUUUCAGACCUGGGAACAUGACAGCAUUCCGCCAUUCCAUUAUGGGACCCAUUACUCCACUGCUGCGUUCGUUUUGAAUUGGCUGAUUCGCGUGGAACCUAUGACCACGAUGUUCCUGGCGCUUCAGGGUGGCAAGUUCGAUCAUCCAAACAGACUCUUUUCCUCCUUGGCACUUUCCUGGAAGAAUUGUCAGCGCGACACUUCGGACGUGAAGGAACUCAUCCCGGAAUUCUUCUUCCUGCCGGAAAUGCUAGUGAACACCAACCGCUACCGCUUAGGUAGGCAAGAAGAUGGCAGCGCCGUAGGUGACGUAGAGCUACCACCGUGGGCAUCGUCUCCUGAAGAAUUUAUACGAAUCAAUAGAAUGGCUCUGGAGUCUGAAUUUGUCUCCUGUCAGUUACAUCAAUGGAUCGACCUGAUCUUCGGUUAUAAACAAAGAGGUCCGGAAGCUGUACGAGCUACGAACGUCUUCUAUUAUCUUACUUACGAAGGAAGCGUGGAAUUGGAUUCUAUUACGGAUCCUGUGAUGAAGGAAGCAAUUGAAAAUCAAAUACGCAAUUUCGGGCAGACGCCUUCACAGCUUCUGAUGGAGCCUCAUCCUCCAAGAAGCUCGGCGAUGCAUCUGUCUCCAAUGAUGUUCUCAAGCAUUCCCGAUGACGUGUGCAUGACGAUUAAGUUCCCAUCGAAUUCACCAAUUUGUCAUAUUUCGGCUAAUACUUAUCCCCAACUACCAUUGCCUUCGGUUGUCACUGUCACGACUGGUCAGCAAUUUGCUGUCAAUCGAUGGAAUACCAAUUAUGCGGCAUCAGUACAAUCGCCCAGCUAUGCAGACACACCUCAGACACAGUCUGUCAAUCAGCCACUGUCAAUGGAUCCUGUACUAUCUCAAACAGCCAACAGCUCGAAUCCAACACUGCGCAGACAUUUAGGUGACAAUUUCAGUCAGAAAUUGAAAAUUCGCAGCAACUGUUUUGUCACUACAGUGGACAGUCGUUUCCUGGUAGCUUGCGGAUUCUGGGACAACAGUUUCCGGGUGUUCUCAACGGAAACAGCAAAAAUAGUACAGAUCGUCUUUGGCCACUACGGAGUUGUAACGUGCUUGUCACGAAGUGAAUGCAACAUCACUUCCGAUUGUUAUAUCGCUUCCGGAAGUGCGGAUUGCACAGUCCUACUGUGGCACUGGAACGCGAGGACCCAGACCAUCGUCGGUGAGGGUGAAGCACCAGCACCUCGUGCGACUCUUACAGGUCACGAGCAACCAGUUACCACAGUUGUCAUUUCUGCUGAACUUGGACUCGUCGUUUCCGGUUCUUACUACGGUCCAGUUUUGGUCCACACGACUUUCGGUGACUUGCUGAGAUCUCUCGAAGCACCUAGUGGAUUCUCGUCGCCGGAAAAUAUUGCCAUGUCCCGCGAAGGGGUGAUCGUAGUUAAUUACGAACGCGGACACAUCGCUGCAUUUACUAUAAAUGGAAAACGCUUACGUCACGAGUCUCACAAUGAUAAUCUUCAAUGCUUACUGUUGAGCAGAGACGGCGAGUACUUGAUGACAGGCGGAGACAAAGGAAUAGUCGAGGUCUGGCGAACAUUCAAUUUGGCCUUGCUUUAUGCAUUCCCUGCCUGUGAGAGCAGCGUGCGCUCUCUGGCGUUAUCUCACGAUCAAAAGUUUCUCCUUGCUGGAUUGGCCAAUGGUUCCAUGGUAAUAUUCCAUAUUGACUUUAAUCGAUGGCAUCACGAAUUUCAACAGCGCUAUUGAAACUACGACUAUCGUCUCGUCCGGUAAUGCAUCAGGCACUCUAGGAUCAUCCCCUCGAGAUCCACGUGAGAGAACAAUAAACUGAAUACGGUACAUCCUGCAAGAGCCUUAAGAGAAUGCAGUGCUUCCCCAAAGGAAAGCUGAUGAAUUAACGUUACGGGAUCGUAAUAUAAUAAAAGAAAUAAAAAAUAUUCGUGUGACCGACCGUUGCCGAAGAUCUCGUACCGACUGUAUCACCGGUCGGUAAUGUCGGUCCGAACAGAUCGUCGCCAUUACGUGUUAAUUAGGAUGAAUUUUAUGGGCAUUUAUGGUACUCAAUUACUAAAUAAUUGUCAAAGUUAUGUCGAGGUAUACCGGAAAUUGGAAAUGAGAGUGUGUACGUGUAACUGUGUGCGUGAAUUAUUAUUUUGCAAGGGCAAACAAAAAACUAUAAAAUUCACGUUCCUCAAGGACGUGAAUUUUGCACAGUACUUAAAUUAGGCAGAACCUAAAAAAGAACUGGUGCGAGUAUAUUAUUCGGCCAUGAUCUCCCGAUACUGGUAUUACAAUAGAUUACGAGUCACGCUCGUACGACGAUAAGUCAUCAUUUGGUGACUGUCAUAAUAAUAAUAAUGCGUCCGGUCGUAUUUGCUUGUUCGAUGCCGAUGCAAUGCGCUUUGAAAUUCAUAAGCAAAUUGCUGAGCGAUAAAACAAGCGACGGACUCACUGGGAUUUGAUGUCUUCGAAUUUUUCUGAGAAGCAAGCAAAUCGAAGUGAAAGAAGAAAAAUGAAGAUAAAAAUAAUAACAAUAUCGUUAGUAGCGAGUACAGGCUUAAAUAUGUAACAAGUAAACACAACGCUAGUCAAUUAUGGAGACUUGGAUCUAUCUACGUUGCGAAUUUUAAAAGGCUUGCAAUUACAUACGAGGAAUAAGACGACGAUAAAGAUUAAGGCACAGGAGGAAGAAAGGUAUCAGCGAGAAUUGAGAGGGAUGCUGGGAUUGAGAUACGAUACGGCCAGGAGAAGGAGGAAGAUAAAAAAUUGAAAAACAGAAACGAUAAUCGUAAAGAAAAGAGAUAAAAAAUAAAAAAAAGUCGCAAAGAGAUGCCAAACUGUGCGUAACUUAUUUUUAUUCAUCGACGAACGUGGGUUUGGCGAAUAUUUGUGUUAGCGUGUUCUGUGUAAAUACGAUAAUCUUCUAUGUUGUACAAUAUUACAUACAUUAAUCAUUACCUUCGUGAAUAUAACCGUGCGUUUACCGUAUUGCACUACUUCUGCGCCGAUUAAUUACUAUAUAUACAUACUAUAUUAUCAUAUAUAUGUAUUUACCGCUCGUUACAAUUUCUCACUAUGAACACUAAUUGUAGACUUCAGUUUUGAUCACGGCCGGUGACGUCAUUACGUAACCGGACACUUGUAACGCGACUUUGUAAAAUUCUCUGAUACACCCGUCACUAAGUCCCCGCAGCCCUUAAACUUCGCGUCCUUUAAAAAGAUCCUAAUUUCAUCAAAGCCGUCCAGCUUAACUUUGUGAGGAUAUUACUUAAUAUUUUCGCAUGCGAGAUAUAAUAAUCGGAUUAAAAAAGAAAAAAUUAAAAAAAUGUUAGCGAGCGAAAGACGCCCGAGUGAGAAUGUUGGAGAAAUUGGAAAAAGAGAGUGAGAGAACGAAAGAGUGAGAGAAAAGUAAAUCUAAGUAUAAUGAAACAAAGAAUUAAGUAAACCAAUUAGGAUGGCAUCGUGAAUUUAAUCGUUGAUUCUCUGUGAGUCUGUAGAAAAAUAUUCAGUGGGGUUGCAAAUGACGCGAGAGUGUGAUGGCGAAUAAAUGUGCAAUAAUGAAUGAAAAAGAUUUCAUUAUAGCAGCGAAAAGUUAAUAAAAAUAAAUAAUCGAUUGCGUUUAAAGUUUCGUUAUAACAAUCAAGACGGAUUUGAAUUGGUAUCAAUCUUUUGUACGGUGUUAUAAUUGAUGAUUUAUCAUUGACUGUAACGAAAUUGAUCAAUUCAAUUUUUUUUUUACGUAUUAUAUGAUUGGUACUUUUGCAUAAUUUGAAAUCAAUUGUAUCUCAAGUAUCAAUAACUCCAUGGAAAUUAUUCAUAGCAAUUGUUGAUCUACUUGCUGAGUUUUUCUUUAAAAAAAUUGAUUUCACGUGAAUUGGACGAAUUAGAGUGGGCACGUGUGGGAAUGAGAGAAUGUAAAGGAAUGAGCGAAUGUGCGGUGGACACGUGUACGAGUAAUUAGAAUAGGCGAAAAAAGAUAUUAAACAAAAAUUUGAAAAAGUUGGAGCCAUAAGUACGUGUCAAUGAUGCGUUACAGUUAGCGCUAUUUAGUGUAUUGUGUAAAACGCUGCGUAAAUUUGUAACUACAACGUUAAUCGAUUUUCAACAAAAGUCAUAAACGAAAUUUAGAUAUUUGUAUUGAGACUCGCGCGGCUGCAUUUCAGGAAUUAAAGUGCAUAAAUGAAAUUACGGGAAAAUAAAAAAAAAAUCGAUAGUCACAGCUGUAACCAUUAAUUGACCGUUCUUAACUCUUGCGCGCACAAGAUUGGUGCACCUAGUCAAGGUUCUGCGAAUCGUGUUAAAAAAAAAACAUAUUCGUAGUCUAACUCUGUUGCGGACACAGUUACAUAAAUACACCCAUUAUUACAUAUAGGGUAACUGCAUGGAGUCAUCAUUUUCAAAUCUGAGCUUGCGAAUCACAAUGAAACUCAAUUAAUCUGCACCGCUAUUCGAAUUAAAUCAUGUUUUCUUGGCGCAUGUUAUUUAUCAAUUUAUAUGCAUAACAUAGAAAAUUGUGCAGUGUGAAUUAUGUAAGAGGCUAUUGAUAGUAAGGACGCAUGCGUAAUGUCCGAUGAUGUCCGAUGUCCAUUCGAUGGAAAAAAUGUUUCUGGUAAAAAAAAAACCAAAAAAAUAAAAUCGUGUGAAAGUAUAAAAGAGAGUGAAGAGUGUCAAGAAGAUAAAAAUAUGGAAGGGGAUAAAUUUAAAAAAAAAGGGAUAAAUGUGCAAAUGUAAAUUUGCAAAUAAGAAUGUGUGAGAACGGUGCCUGUUACUCCCACAGUAAUUUUUCUUUGCAAAUGUAAAGUUGUCUCAUUAUUAAUAUAUGUAAUGUGUGUACUUACCGUGUACUUGCUGUACAGAUGCGCCGUAUCGUUAUUUUAUUUUCGCAACAAUGAUUAAAAAAAAAGUGUUAACGAUAAGGAAGCGAGAUAAAGAAGAAAAUGAACAGAAUGACAAAAAAAAAACGAAAUUUCUUGGGAAAAAGCAUUCAAUCAGGUGAUUCUUCGUGGAGGCGGAUGACGGCGAUAUGGGCUUCGUUAAAAAUGAAAAAUACUUAGAAAAAAAAUUGAAGAGCAAAGCGGAACGUAUUACGUCAUCCGGGAAACGUAAUCGUAAUCGCGUGCGCGCAUGCGCACUACUUUGAAUUGGCGCCAAGCAGUGAACGCCUGCCAGAGUUUUUAUAUAUGUUUAUAGAUGUGAAUGCUGCGUUUUCAAGCAAGUUGUUAGUGAAUUCCCUCCAUAUUGCUAAAAAAAAAAGAAGUUAAAUCAAUUUCUGUCCGAACUUUAAAACUUCAGUAUAAAGUAAUGCUACUAUUUUAAAUAACGCUAAGUACAACGCUACGAGAGUUUGCCUAUAUUAUUACUACAAUUUAAUUAUAAUAUAAAUAAUACAAUUACGAAAACCAUAGAUUUGUAUAUUCGAUGAGUAAGCACAUCAAUGUUUACGUGUGAAGUAACUUUACUUACCCGCAAUUACAAUAAACGCGAAAAUAAACUGUGUAAAGUUUCAUCCGAUUUGUUGAAACACGAAUGAAAAUCUGCCCAUUGUGAGUAACGCCUAGGUUUACACUGACGGAUACAUCUAAUGUUUAUAAGCGUAUAAAAUUAUGGGAAAAUAAAAUACACGGAAAUAAAGUGCUAAAAAUAAUAUUACUCUACACUUAAGCGCUUACUUGAUAUAAUAAAUAGACUCGUCUGAUUUUGGGGGCAGGGCAGCUGGUUCAUUCGAUUGCAUAAAUAAAGGUGACACUGGAACUGAUUGUAAAUUUCGAAGCAGAGAGCGACACGAACCAAACCUAACCUAACCUAACCUAACGUAAAUCCGAAUAUUGGCGUUAUUAUUGAAUCCCUUUAAAGUUAUGAAUCAAGACAAGCUUAUGAAAAUCAAACGAAGGAGACAUCACGGAAAGAAUUAUUAUUGAAUAUUCUUUAAAUUAUUAUCUGUCGCUCGUGUGUACUGGUCUUUGGGUUUUAUGUCACUGUAUGAAAUUAAAAUGGACUGCAAAGUCGUAUGAAUCUCUCGUGAAGAUUCCGACUACCAAAAAGAAAACUGAAACUGAGAAAACUUUUAGAAAAUUGCGCAAAUACUGUCGAGCAACUGAAAUUCAAAAUGGCCUAAUUUUAAAUUAACAAUAACCGCGAUGGACUUUUGCACGUGGAAUUACUUCGGGAAUGCAAUUUGUAUGUCGAUGCAUCGUGGGGUUUUUAACUCCGUAGAGUUACGGUGAUUUUGUUGGAAAGUAUUCAGGAGAGAUUACCACAGAUGGCAGUCAUGGACCGGUGUAAAGCAGGUUUUCAGAUCAAUAAUUAAAGUUCCCGUCACUUUUAUCGAAGUACUACCAGAUAGAAGUACUUAAGUCGUUGCUAUUUAACAACAUAAGCUCUAUUGCUUAUUUUAUACUUAGAAUUAUCGUAAAAAUUUUGAAUAGGCAUAACGUAAUGGGAAAAUUGUAUCCUAGGAUAAGGGUAGAUUAAUAAUGUAAAAAUAAGUAGUAAAAUAAAUGAAAAGUACAUUUGAAUUUCAA